UAUUAUUGAAUAUAAUAAUAAUUAUGGAAAAAGCAGCCUACCCAAUACUCGAUCAGCCAAAGGAUCUUCCUCAAAUGCAGCCGAAAGCAGUCUUUAAACCAGUGGCUAAGCAGCAAAUACCUAUUGUUGAAACCCAGAACUUGGAAUUAAAGAUUAACUGGGCUCAGAUCUUCAACAUUCUUGUGUUGGUUGGAGUAAUUCUCCUUGGAUUGGCUUAUGAUAGUCACUUAUCAGACGUGACCAAUAUGCCUAUUUUUAGACCUAUGCUUUGGUUCAAGUACAUCCUGAUUAUAUUGAAUAUUGUCCAUUACUUCUCACCAGGAAAUGACAUCGUCAACCAAGGACUUACCAUCUUCGCUUACACCUCCUUUGUUGAGCUCAUUGUCAACGUUCUCAUCCUAUUGGUUGUUUUGAGCCAAGAUGUAGCUUACAUUCUUGCUGCUGGACUUGGACUUGUGUUCAUCACUCUUCCAACAUUCCUGGUUGGACUUACUUCUUGGAUCUUAUUGAAAAAUAGCAUUACUUACCAAUCUGCAAAUCAGAUUUACACAAUGGCACAGAACUUUUAUCAAGAACAGACCAAAGAGGAGCAGGCUCAGCCAAAGUACCAACAAGUACAAUUCAUUGUUCAGCCAUAAUGUUUUCUGCUAAUGAAAAUUCAGAUGGGUAAUUAAUUUCCCACUUUC
Messenger RNA from Moneuplotes crassus, 686 nucleotides. The record is from the annotation of a GenBank genome assembly. NCBI's taxonomy places the organism in Eukaryota, Ciliophora, Spirotrichea, Euplotida, Euplotidae.